This is a messenger RNA of Knipowitschia caucasica, 513 nucleotides long. The record is from the annotation of a GenBank genome assembly. Lineage: Eukaryota; Metazoa; Chordata; Actinopteri; Gobiiformes; Gobiidae.
AUGGAUCUGCUUUACUCUGCUCCUUCGGAAUUCAGCGAUUCAAUGAGCAGCAGCGUCGACAUUUAUGGCAGCUUCUCUGACGCAUCGUCGACAGUUCGAGGAAGUAUCCAAACGCCAGCGAAGCAUGCGGCAGCUGUACUGGUGCAGAAUGAGAACUAUCUUUUGGAAGUGCAGAAAAUCCUCCGCUUCAUCAGCACAGGUCUGCGGCGGUUGCAGGACCAUCCCGCCCUUGUGGUCAGGCGUGGCUUUGUGGAUCCGGUGCAGAUGGAGACCGGCCUUAAGAUGCUGCAGUUUAUGAAGGCUCCAGCGGCUCGUGCUCAGGCCGUGUGCACCCGGGCUGUGGGCGCAGCCCGGGUGCAGGCCCGCAAACUCAAGAAGAGCUACAUUGCCCUCAUUGUGGCGGAGAUCAAGAGCUCUGCGGACAUCCUACACGGCUGCGUCCACGAGCUGGUCAAUAUCAAGAACCAAUUGCAGGAUGCCAUGGAGAGGUGCGGGCUGAUCAUGGAGGUGUGA